AUGACGGCAUUCGCAUCGGAUCAAAUCUCGGGGCGGGAAGGGGAUCAGAAUGGGAGCUUAACAUACAAGGACCUCCACAACAAGAUGGCCGAGGGAUUCACUCUCUUCUAUGGGAACUAUUAUUGGGUGUCAGGAAGAAUUUUUUGGUGUCGCUACUUAAGUUUCGGAUACCGAAUGGAGGGUUGCGGUGGCAUUCGGUUCGCCAAGGGACUUCCCCUUAAAGCCAAUUACGUCGCAGCAAGAUUCAUACUCGGAGCUCUAUGUGUGCUGAUACUUCUAAUCUAUAAGUGGAUGAGAAGGCACCAAGCAAACGAUGCAAACAUCAAAGAAUUCUUACAAGCUCACAAUAACUUUCUGCCCAUAAGGUACUCCUAUUCGGAUAUUAAGAAGAUUACAAAAUAUUUCAAAUGCAAAUUAGGUGAGGGGGGAUAUGGUUUUGUGUACAAAGGAAUCCUUAGAAGCGGCAAUGAAGUUGCAGUUAAGAUUUUGAACAAACCAGAAUCUAAUGGCCAAGAUUUUAUUAGUGAAGUGGCCACAAUUGGAAGGAUCCACCACGUCAAUGUGGUGCAACUUGUUGGUUUUUGCUUCGAUUAUUCCAAACAAGCUCUAGUCUAUGAUUUCAUGCCGAAUGGCUCCCUGGAUAAACACAUUUCGAAUAAGGAUGGUGAUGAUUCUCUUAAUUAUAAGAAAAUGUAUGAGAUCUCUCUUGGCAUAGCUAGAGGGAUGGAAUAUCUACAUCGGGGAUGUGAUAUGCAAAUUCUACACUUUGAUAUCAAGCCACACAACAUUCUCCUAGACCAAAGUUUCACUCCGAAAAUUUCUGACUUUGGACUUGCAAGAUUUUAUCCCACCGAUCAUAGCAUAGUAUCGUUAACUGCAGCAAGAGGAACCUUGGGUUAUAUAGCACCUGAGCUAUUCUAUAAAGACAUUGGUGGCAUUUCUUAUAAAGCUGAUGUUUAUAGUUUUGGGAUGAUGUUGAUGGAAAUGGCCGGUAGAAGGAGAAAUCUAAAUGCACGUGCAGAGCGUUCAAGUCAAAUUUACUUUCCUUUGUGGGUUUAUGAUCAAUUUGGCAAAGAAAAUGAGGUUGAAAUGGUAGGUGUCAAAGAAGAGGAAAGAGAAACAACGGGGAAGAUGAUAAUCGUUGCAUUAUGGUGUAUACAAUUGAGUCCUAAUGAUCGGCCGUCGAUGAGGAAAGUCCUAGAUAUGCUUGAGGGAGAUAUGGCUAAACUGCAACUACCUCCAAAACCACUUUUGUAUCCAAGAGAGGUGCUAAUUGAUGAUGUCGACACUGAGAUAGAACUUGAAAUGGUCUCAUCUUCGUCAAGUGCUUCGAUAAUUUCGGGCAAUUACCAAUUUUACCAUGACAAUGAUACAAAAUCAUGUAUUGUGUGA
Molecule: messenger RNA, 1392 nt
Organism: Eucalyptus grandis
Lineage: Eukaryota; Viridiplantae; Streptophyta; Magnoliopsida; Myrtales; Myrtaceae
Product: rust resistance kinase Lr10-like
Exons: 2
Coding region: 1-1392 (463 amino acids)
Biological process (GO): protein phosphorylation
Molecular function (GO): protein kinase activity; ATP binding
Source: RefSeq, a predicted model, not a curated record